Molecule: messenger RNA, 3533 nt
Organism: Sorex fumeus (smoky shrew)
Lineage: Eukaryota; Metazoa; Chordata; Mammalia; Eulipotyphla; Soricidae
Gene: RBM46
Product: RNA binding motif protein 46
Exons: 6
Coding region: 84-1541 (485 amino acids)
Cellular component (GO): nucleus
Molecular function (GO): mRNA binding
Source: RefSeq, a predicted model, not a curated record
CCCGAAACGGUGGCGGCGGUUUGUGGUCGUUGGUCCCGGGGCUUUUGGAGUAACACGACGAGACCCGAAGGGGAAUAGCAACCAUGAAUGAAGAAAAUUUAGACGGAACAAAUGGAUGUAGUAAAGUUCGAACUGGUACUCAGAAUGAGGCAGCUUUACUUGCUUUGAUGGAAAAGACUGGUUACAGCAUGGUUCAAGAAAAUGGGCAAAGGAAAUUUGGUGGUCCUCCUCCAGGUUGGGAAGGUCCACCUCCACCUAGAGGCUGUGAAGUCUUUGUAGGAAAAAUACCUCGUGACAUGUAUGAAGAUGAAUUAGUUCCUGUAUUUGAAAGAGCUGGCAAGAUAUAUGAAUUUCGACUUAUGAUGGAAUUUAGUGGUGAAAAUCGAGGUUAUGCUUUUGUGAUGUAUACCACAAAAGAAGAAGCACAGUUGGCCAUCAGAAUUCUUAAUAAUUAUGAGAUUCGACCAGGGAAAUUUAUUGGUGUGUGUGUAAGCUUGGAUAAUUGUAGGUUAUUUAUUGGAGCUAUUCCCAAAGAAAAGAAGAAGGAAGAAAUUUUGGAUGAAAUGAAGAAAGUCACAGAAGGAGUUGUAGAUGUCAUUGUUUAUCCAAGUGCAACUGAUAAGACAAAAAAUCGUGGUUUUGCUUUUGUUGAAUAUGAAUCUCAUAGAGCUGCAGCUAUGGCUAGGAGAAAACUAAUUCCAGGAACAUUCCAGCUGUGGGGCCAUACCAUUCAAGUAGAUUGGGCUGAUCCAGAGAAAGAGGUGGAUGAGGAAACCAUGCAAAGAGUUAAAGUUCUCUAUGUAAGAAAUUUAAUGAUUUCAACUACAGAGGAAACAAUUAAAGCAGAGUUCAACAAGUUCAAACCUGGUGCAGUUGAGAGAGUAAAGAAACUUAGAGAUUAUGCAUUUGUCCACUUUUUCAACCGAGAAGAUGCUGUGGCUGCUAUGUCUGUUAUGAAUGGAAAGUGCAUUGAUGGAGCAAGUAUUGAAGUAACACUGGCAAAACCAGUAAACAAAGAAAAUACGUGGAGGCAGCACCUUAAUGGUCAAAUUAGCCCAAAUUCUGAAAACCUGAUUGUAUUUACUAACAAAGAAGAGAGCCACCCCAAAACUCUAGGCAAACCUCCAACUCUUCCAGCUCGUCUCAAUGGCCAGCAUAGCCCAAGCCCCCCUGAAAUUGAAAGAUGCACAUAUCCAUUUUUUCCUGGAACAAAGCUUACGCCAAUUAGUAUGUAUUCAUUAAAAUCCAAUCAUUUCAAUUCUGCAGUAAUGCAUUUAGAUUAUUACUGCAACAAAAAUAAUUGGGCACCGCCAGAAUAUUAUUUAUAUUCAACAACAAGUCAAGAUGGAAAAGUACUCUUGGUAUAUAAAAUAGUUAUUCCGGCUAUUGCAAAUGGCUCCCAGAGCUACUUCAUGCCAGACAAACUCUGCACUACAUUAGAGGAUGCAAAGGAACUAGCAGCCCAGUUUACAUUGCUUCAUUUGGACAGGGAACACAAUCUCUUCAGCCUGGACCUAUGUAGAAGAAUUUGGAGAAAAUAAACAGGUCCUUUCUGAUGUUGCUUGAGCUUGAGCUUACUCUUCUGCAGUUGAUCCCAUUCGUGUUUGCUAUAUAUUAAGUCCCAUGACAAAAGUAGAGUAAUGUUCAGAUCUUUUAGGCCUUUAAUGUGGUACCAGGCAAUAUAGAAAAAAAUGUACCUGUACAUUGGAUGAUCUAAUUCCUUUUCUUCUAUUUAUCAAAAACACUACAGAUUUUAUAGAUAAUCGUUUUGUAGUCAUUGUCACAUCUGUGGCUUUACUCUAAAGAACAUAGUUGAGUUUUUGGAAAGUACAGGAUUUACAAAAUUUGGUCUCUUAAUAUUCAUACAUAUGGAUAUUAUAAUUAAUGAAGCAGGAAAUUAUUGGUAUAUAAAAUGAAUAUUGUGGAAGUAAUAUUUCAAACAUAAUUGGUUUUUAAAAAUAAUUUGGUUUAGAUAUUUGGAUUUUCUGUACGAUAAGUUGAUAAUGGUUUUUUGAAGUUUAUUUUAUAAAGAUGGACUAGUCCUUUUACUGUUUUAUGAUACCAGUAGUAUUCUAAUGUUAAAUUUGUGUGUUAAGUUGUAUAAAUGUUUAUAUUAGUAUUUAAAUAAUGAAAUAUCGGGCGGUUAGUUUACACCAAAUGUUUUUGCAGUCUAGGGUAGAUGUUUCUGCUGGUUUGACGCCUAGUACACUUUCAAAAGAAAUAGAAAUAUGAAUUCGCUGUUUUAUCAUUCUCCAUGAAUGUUCCUUAAUGUCAGAACAAAAAUUAAAAGAAGCCCAUUGUAGAACAUGAGAAAUCAGAAGUUGUCUUUUUUUUAAUUAAAAAAUGCAAAACAAUAGAUAUCUAAGAAUGCAUUCUAGUAUUUAAGAUCUCUGAAGCAUUAUGUCAUAAAAAGUAGUAUCAACUGAUUUGCAAUGGCAGUGAAUGCUGAAACGAUCUUUACCAGCAUUAGAAUAUUAUCACGACUUUGAAUGUUAGAACAUUAUGUUAAACUGUGAUUAGAGUUUUAAUGCUUUGUCUCUUUCAAUUAAAUUUGUGUCCACAAAGAUGUGCAGCAUAAUUGUUCAUGUAUUUAUUUACAGACUACAAUUUCCGUCGCAGCUCAAUAAAUAGUCUUUCCCCUGUUAGUGCCACCCUCUCUUCUGGGACUCCCAGCGUGCUUCCUUAUACUUCAAGGCCUUAUUCCUAUCCAGGCUAUCCCUUGUCACCAACCAUAUCACUUGCUAAUGGCAGCCAUGUUGGACAGCGACUAUAUAUCUCCAAUCAGGCCUCAUUCUUCUGAAGAAAAUAUUGUAAACAUUACUAUGAAAGUUUCUUUGUAAAGGAUGCAAAUUAAAAUUCUGUUCUACUUUAGAAUCGGAUUUCCACAUUUGGUUUUAAAGAGAUAAAUAUGUAUUUAUUCCAAGAUAGUAACUGACAGCCAUAAUUCAGAGUAACCUGUGGUUCUUGAGCUUAUAUAAAUGCACAGUUUAAAAAGUUAUUCAAUGGCUUCACUUGAGAACGGUGCAACAAACUACUAUUCUUUUUAAACUUGGAAUUUUAAAUACUUCUGGUUUCUACAUGAGCAGUAGAAUCCAGUAAAUUUGUUAAAUUUCUGCAUAAUAACUUUGCUGACUAGCGUUUCACUAAUAUUAAAGCACCUGCAGACAGUGGUUAUGCUAGAUUUGAUUACUAAGGAUCACUAUCUGAUUCGAGAUUAAAACAAUGAUCGCAUCUAUUAUGCAGAAAGAAAUGAAGGGCAAGAGAUUAAGAUGCAUAUUUUUGCACAGUAUUAAAGUAGCAUUCUACCAUUGUGGUCCUUGAACAUAACUAAAAAUAUUUUGGUUAUUUGUUAAUAGAAAUAAAUGAUACUUUUGCUGUUAAUGUAUUUAAGGUUUUUAUAGUUAUGCUUCAUUUAUGUUUUUGAUAUUCACUGUAUAGUUGUUUAAUAACUGUUAAUGUUUUUUAAUGUUGAAAUCAUGUGUUGUUUAAUUUUGUACUUGAAUUCAAAUUCUUUGACAUUAAAUAUAUGAUGC